AUGGAAUUAACAGUGCGCUUUUAUGCAACUGGAGGCAUGCUGCAAACUAUUGGCGAUUUGUUUGGUGUCUCAAAAGCUACAGCCUCACGAGUUAUAACGUGCACUUCACACCAUAUAGCAAUGCUGAGAAAAGAUUUUAUAAAUUUUCCAAACAGGGUUGAGGAAAUAAAAGAAUGUCAAAGGAACUUCUUUAAAUUGGCUAAAUUUCCUCGCCNUGUUGCGUCUAUCGAUUGUACACACGUUAAAAUUUUAUCUCCAGGUGGUGAAGAUGCUGAGCUGUUCCGGAACCGAAAGGGCUUCUUCUCGAUUAAUGUUCAAACACUUUGUGAUAGUCAACUUCGCAUCCUAGACAUUGUUGCGCGGUGGCCCGGUUCAGCCCAUGAUGCGAUGAUAUUUCGUAACUCAAGGAUUCGUUUUCGUUUGGAAUCAGACGAGUUUGGUAACGGACUUGUUGGCGCCGAUAGCGGAUAUGAAAAUACUAAUAGAGUUAUCACGCCCCUGGCUCAGGUUAAUACCCGUGCUGAAAAUUUGUUUAACGAAUCUCUCAUUAGAACACGGAAUUGUGUUGAGCGAUCAUACGGUGUCUGGAAGCGCCGGUGUCCUGUGCUAUCCUUAGGCUUACGGAUGCACUUACAAAAAGUUCAUAGUAUUAUCGUGGCGACAGCGGUUUUGCACAAUAUUUGCUGUGCUCAUAGCGACAAAGUUGCUCCGCAACUUUCAGCAGAUUUUCAGAAUAUUGUUGAUGAACUCUCCGUACCGAGCAAUCGCUCUGGUGAUGAUCGGAGCGCAAGAGGUUCUACCAGAAGAUCUUUAAUUAAUAAUUAUUUCUUCACAGCUUAA
Rhagoletis zephyria (snowberry fruit fly) is the source of this 840-nucleotide messenger RNA. RefSeq names its product putative nuclease HARBI1. Lineage: Eukaryota; Metazoa; Arthropoda; Insecta; Diptera; Tephritidae. The record is from RefSeq and is a predicted model, not a curated record.